Messenger RNA from Centrocercus urophasianus (Greater sage-grouse), 5808 nucleotides. It is a transcript of the gene ZBTB11, whose product is annotated as zinc finger and BTB domain containing 11. Gene Ontology annotation, biological process: regulation of transcription by RNA polymerase II. The record is from RefSeq and is a predicted model, not a curated record. The transcript has 11 exons. Lineage: Eukaryota; Metazoa; Chordata; Aves; Galliformes; Phasianidae. Gene Ontology annotation, molecular function: RNA polymerase II cis-regulatory region sequence-specific DNA binding; protein binding; DNA-binding transcription factor activity, RNA polymerase II-specific. The coding region runs from base 37 to 3174 and encodes 1045 amino acids. Gene Ontology annotation, cellular component: nucleus.
AGCGGGAGCCCGGCCCCGCAGCCCCCUCAUCUCGCCAUGUCCAGCGAGGAGAGCUACCUGGCCAUCCUCCGCUACCUCACCAACGAGCGGGAGCCCUACGCGCCGGGCACGGAAGGCAACGCCAAGCGGAAGAUCCGUAAAGCGGCCGCCUGCUACGUGGUCCGCGGCGGGACCCUCUACUACCAGCGGCGGCAGCGGGACCAGCAGCGCUUCGCCGAGCUCGAGGUGGUGCUGCAGGCCGAGCGCCGCGCCCGCCUCAUCCGCGCCGCCCACCUGGCGCCCGACGGCGCGCACCGCACCCGCCUGCAGACCUGGCAGGGGCUGUCGCAGAAGUACUGGUGGCGAGGUAUUCUUAAGCAGGUUAAGGAUUACAUUAAAGAAUGCAGCAAGUGCCAAGAAAAGCUAGAUCGUUCUAGAUCUCUGUCAGAUCCUUCAGAAAUGCUGGAAGAGCUCGGACUGGAUGUAAAAUCUCAUGAAGACAGUAAUGAAACAGAUGAUGAAGUGAGUAAUGCGGCAUCAAUCCCAGCUGCGUCCCCAAAGCCUGUGAAGAAGAAGCCAAUAGCAAAACAUGAGCUUGUAUUUGUUGACAGUAAGGGCCUUGUGAAGCAGUCAUCUUCCAAACAUUGUCUGUCAGUCUUAAACCAGCUGAAUCAGCAGAGGCUUUCCAAUCAGUUCUGUGAUGUGACUCUGCUGAUUGAAGGAGAGGAGUACAAAGCUCACAAAUCUGUCUUGGCGGCCAACAGCGAGUACUUCCGAGAGCUCUUCAUUGAGAAGGGAGCUGUCACUAGUCAUGAAGCUGUAGUGGAUCUGUCAGGGUUUUGCAAGUCAAGUUUCCUUCCACUACUGGAAUUUGCUUAUACUUCAGAAUUAACUUUCGACUUCUGUAGUAUGGCAGAACUGGCUAUGCUUGCCCGGCAUCUCCUCAUGUCCGAGGUUCUUGAAAUCUGUGAGAAUGUUCACAAACAGAUGGAAGAGAAACAAAUUACAGUGUACCAAAAGGGAGAUAUUCAAACAGUAGAAUCAACACAGAAUUUAACAGAGCAAACUGCAGUUGAGAUAGCUCCUGUGGACAGUGUUGAGCAGCCACUGCCAGUAGAGCUGGCGGCCAGUGAAGUAACAGCAACUGUGAAUGGAGCUCCUUCUUCUGUUGAGCCAGAGGAAAAAGCAAAAUCCCAGCCUGGCGUCCCACCCCCAGGGCCUGUGGAGGCCUGUCCUGAUGAUCUUUCAAAGCCUGUGGAGCAAUCUGAAGCAAUUGAAAAUGGUGUCAAAAUGCAGAUGGUAGAGAGCGUUUCAAAUAGCCCUAUGUCUGCCAGGCAGCCUGAGCCAUCAGUUCUGGAAGCCAUGGAUACAGAAAGUCCAUUGGAAAAGGAGACAGAUGAGAAUUGUAAAGUAAACGCAGAGACUGUUUCUGAAGACUCCUCAGAAAUGCUCAAGGAAAAGCAUGGCAGGCAAAGUGGAGAACAGAGCCUUUCGGCCUCGCCACCGGAAAGCUUGGCUUCCAGCCAGGAUGACACUUACAAGAGUAAGCUUCGGCAGCGGUCUGUUAGUGAAGGUGGAUACAUCAGGUUGCAUAAAGGAAUCGAGAAGAAACUGCAGAACAGAAAGACAAAUCCUAAAUCUGCAAUACAGCAGGUUGCCAUGAAGCUGGUUCAGAGAGGGAAAAAAAUGAAACAGCCCAAAAGAGAGACCACAGAAAAUAAUGAGGUAGAAGCUCAGCACAAAUGCACUGAGUGUGGAAUGGUGUUCCAGCGACGCUAUGCACUCAUCAUGCACACACUGAAGCAUGAAAGGUCUAAAGACUACAAGUGCCCAUUGUGUAAAAAAGAAUUCCAGUAUGGUGCCUCCCUGCGAGCCCAUCUUGUCCGACACACGCGCAAGACUGAGGUGAAUGCUGCAGCUGAUGGUGUGGAAGAGACAGGAGUGUCCUCAGUGAAAGGGAGAACUAAGCGCGAGUUCAUAUGUGAUAUAUGUGGGAGAACUCUGCCUAAGCUCUAUUCUCUCAGGAUACAUAUGCUCAAACAUACUGGUGUAAAACCACAUGCUUGCAAGGUUUGUGGAAAGACCUUUACAUAUAAGCAUGGAUUAAAAAUGCACUUAGCUCUUCACGAAGUACAGAAACAAUUUAAGUGUGAUUUGUGUGAGAAGUCCUUUGUCACAAAAAGAAGCCUUCAAGAACAUGUGAGCAUUCAUACUGGAGAAUCCAAGUAUCUUUGCACCAUCUGUGGAAAAUCUUUCCAUAGGGCAUCGGGACUCAGUAAACACAUAAAGAAACACCAACCAAAGCCUGAAGUUCGUGGAUACCAGUGUACUCAGUGUGAAAAGAGUUUCUAUGAAGCUAGAGAUCUCCGUCAGCAUAUGAAUAAACAUUUAGAUGUGAAGCCAUUUCAGUGCCAGUUCUGUGGAAAAUGUUACAGUUGGAAGAAAGAUUGGUAUUCUCAUGUAAAGUCUCACUCUGUCACAGACCCUUAUAGGUGUAAUGUGUGUGGUAAAGAAUUUUAUGAGAAGGCUUUGUACAGAAGACAUGUGAAGAAAGCCACGCAUGGGAAAAAAGGAAGAGCAAAACAAAACCUGGAACGAGUUUGUGAGCAUUGUGGAAGAAAAUUCACACAGCUCCGGGAGUAUAGGAGACACAUGAACAAUCAUCAAGGUGUGAAGCCAUUUGAAUGUCUCACUUGCGGAGUCGCCUGGGCUGAUGCACGCUCCCUGAAGCGCCACGUGAGGACGCACACUGGAGAACGACCGUAUGUCUGCCCGGUUUGCAACGAAGCUUACAUCGAUGCCCGGACGCUGAGAAAGCAUAUGACCAAGUUUCACAGGGACUAUGUGCCCUGUAAAAUAAUGCUGGAGAAAGAUACUCUUCAGUUUCAUAACCAGGGAACGCAGGUGGAGCACGCCAUCAGCAUUUUAGCAGCAGACAUGCAGGAACAAGAAACGGAGAUUAGUGUUGGUGGUGAGGAGAUCGAAACUGUGGUGGUGACUGGAGACACGCUUGAAGCAAUCGAAGCAGUUGCAACUACUGAGCAAUGCUCGUCAGUCUCUACUCUUUCUGACCAAAGCAUCAUGCAGGUGGUAAAUUAUGUACUUGCACAGCAGCAAGGACAGAAAAUGGCUGAAGUUACUCAGGCCAUGGAAACUGUAGAAGUAGAAGUAGCCCAUGUUACGGAGACAGAGUGAGUAGAGCCUGUAAGAGAGAGCAAGGGGGCCAAAGUCUUACCAUGUGGGGCAGCCAGGCUUUAGCUGGGUAUCCAAGACUUACGGUGACACCUGUUCUCAAACAGUUAAUCCCCUAUACUGAAUUUCUUGGCUAUGAAAUAUUGCACUGUGUGCUACAGAGAAAAAGUUUAAAUGCUUCAGUUUAGGCCAAUACUUUGAAGGCAGAGAUGUCUGUACUGGUCUUUUUUUUAAAAAAAAAAAAAAGUUGGACUAAUAAUAUUUCCUGGGUAAGUAUCGUGCUGUAAAUUUAAACACAUGUACAAAGAAGCUGCACUAAAACCUAGAAACAUACAGUAAUUGAUAACUUUUGUUUAAUGUGCAUUUCAUCAAGUUUGUCAGCAAAUCGCCAGAGUUGGGUUCCAUCUCUUGCCCAAAACAAGGGAAUGAUGAAAUGCUUCAGCUGUGCUUUGUGUGUGACUUAAAGAAAAUCUGAGGCUUUUGUCUUUUGGCAGUUGUGACCUCUGCAAUCAGUGAAUCCCAGUUUUGCAGAAGUUAUUUAUAUUCCAAGUCAGUGGGCAGCAGGUCCAAGGUUCCAAAAAAACUAAUGGGCACGACUGCUCUGAUGUCUGAGGGUGUGGUACUCUGAGAUGAGGAAAACAAAUUCACUGGAAGACAGCCCAUUUCAGAGAUAUUACUCUACGGUAAACUGCCUUUCAUCUUUUAAGUGAGGAGCUUACACCUCAUCCUCUAUUAUGUUUAGGUGAAUAAUGUUGAGAUGUGUAAAGGAACUGUUAUUCUGUGUAUCCAAAGCGGGUAACUUAGUGACAGAUAUAUUUCUGCAUUAAAUUUGAUACAGAAAGUUGUAAGUGAAAGGGAUGUAAUGGCACAUUUCUUUGAGAAUGGGCAUAUUUUUGUACUGAAGGAGUCCUGCUAGUUAUGAUCUGAUUUGGUAUCUUGCUGAUGGGAGGAGCUCUGACAAUUCCCAAAUGGGGGACACAGCAGUAUCAGGGUAGAGAAUUACGAGUAUCUCAGUAUCAUGUAAUAAAUUGGUCUUAAAUGUCUUCUGGAGACUGGUGAUUUUAUUGCUGCUGCUGUAACAAAUGCUAGGGCAAGCUAAUUACCUCGUGUUAUACUAUGUGGAUUGAAAAAUUCUUACUAGGUUUUCGUACUAGAAAGCUUGAUUCACAGCAACGCUUGGCCCCUAGUUGAAAUGUCUGUGAUUUAGUACUAUGUACUGUAUGCAUCUCAAGGUGUGGGUUCUUUCAUUUUUUAAGUUCUUUUUAAACAACAAAUGUGUCUGAUUGGAGAUGAUGUCAGAUUGAACAGUCAGAACUGUGUUAUUUAAAUUAGUCCCUCUAGCAUUGUCAAAUGCUUUCCAAUUUUGGCAGCAGCAGCAGCAUACCCAUGGAAGCCUGGAACACUGUCGAGUGCAAUUGGUAAAUGAAGUUAGAUGUGUGUAUCUCUGUAUCCAUGAAAAAGAUCCACUGAGGAGCACUGCAGAAUCCAUGAUAAAGUAACCACUUCAUUUGAAUGAGUAUUUUUACCUCAUCACAUUUAACUAUGAGCAUCUGCUUACGAAGCUACAGCACACUGUUCUUUUUCUAUUUUACAAGCAUGCAGAUAAGCAGUGUUGACCUUUUUUUUUCUUAAGUUAAUCUAAGUUCCUGCCUUGGAUUUGUGUUAAUCUGUGGAUGACCAUUUCAGAGGUGAAGGUCAUCCUGCAGAGAAGUAAUGUCAUCAUUUAUAUAUCCUGCAGCCUUUAGAAGUAUGGGGUUUGUUUUUUCUUUUGUUUUUUUCUGGCUGCCCAAUUGAGUAAAACUAAGAGGAAUACUUUGGGGAAAAAGUACUGCUCGCUAUAACGCUUCAAUUUUUGUAUGGUAAAGGAAUCUUGAGAUAGCCAUCCUGCUAUAAAUUAUAAAGACAUAGGUAAAUUAACAGUUCUUACUGCCAUUAUGAUGAGAAAAGAAUAGACUGCUAGGUAAUCUGUAAAACUUACUCCAGUGUUUGUAUCUGACAAAUAAUUAUGUAUUAAGUGAUGAAAUGUCAAGGAAAUACAGCUGUAAAUAACGCUAGAACAUUAUUUGUAUAUUUAGUGUGUUACCUUACAAAGAAUAUUAUUGGCACCUCAGUUUAAUCUUUUAAUCUUUGGUGCAUUAAUUUAUUUGCCCAGCAUAUGGUAAAAACAGAAAUUUCGGAGCCUGCUUUAACUGAUGUGAUGGCCUGCCAUUAAAAAAAAAAACAACAAAAAAACAGAUGAAAAACCACCUGAGAAGUUGUUUCAUAAGGGAAACUCAGCCAGGAAUAUCAAAGCUGAACAUUGGGACAUCCCUUUCCUGACGUACUGUGCCUUGCCUUUUCAGAAUGGCAUGAAGUUAGCAGGGGCUGUCGAUGCCUGUUUUGCUGUUCCUGUGUUUGUACAGUUGCCUUAUGUUUUUCUUUAGAUUUCUUAAGCUCUUAAUUUAAGAUUCUUCCACAGCCUAUUUGAAGACUGCUAAUAAUGCAGUUGAUAUUAUUUAAGUUGAUUUUUUUUUUAAAAAUAAAGCUCCUAAGAUGUAUCCAUUUAUAUUCCUAGUAAUAAAUUCUUGUACAUAAUUUGAUCUGUAAACUAUACUGUUUUUAUUUAGUGUUUGAUGUAUAAAGUUACGGUUUCUGUCA